AUGGCGCAGUUAGAUUUGCAUGACACUUUCUUAAACGAUGAGGACCAUCAAUCGCUGCAUAUUACAAAACAAACAGGAACAUUAUCCAAAAGGAAAACUGAUAAAGAAGAGAAAAUAUCAUCAGAACACUUAGUUAAGGAAGAUAUGGCAGAUAAAAUUGCAUCAAUUCUUAUGCAUAACUAUGAUGGCAAAUUGUAUGGAGAAGAUGAUACAUCUCAGCCAACUUCGUGUACUGCACCAAUUAUACCUAUUGAAGCUACUCGUAAAAAAAAGAAAAGGAAGAGAUCUCAGAUAUCAAUAUGCCUAACAAACUGUCGGUAUGAGUCAAUCCGUAAGGUGGCUAGUGCAUUUGGUAUGAGGGAGGUCUCUGAAGAAGAGGCUUGGAACUUCUACUGGACUGAUAUGAGUGUGUCCGUGGAACGAGCCAAGGAGAUGAAGAGGUUCCAAAGGAUAAAUCACUUCCCCGGCAUGCUUGAGAUAUGCAGAAAGGAUUUGUUGGCAAGAAACUUAAACAGAAUGCAAAAAAUAUAUCCUAAAGAGUAUAACUUCUUUCCGAAGACCUGGUGCUUGCCUGCCGAUUUUGGCGAGGCUCUAAACUAUAGUAAAUCUAGAAAGAACAAAACGUUCAUAAUAAAGCCGGAGUGCGGCAGUCAGGGACGAGGCAUCUACCUUACGAAGUCACUCAAGGACAUUAAACCAACGGAUAAAUUAAUUUGUCAGGUGUACCUAUCAAAGCCGUACUUAGUGGACGGUUAUAAGUUUGACAUCAGAGUGUACACUCUCAUAACGUCAUGUGAUCCUCUACGGAUAUUCGUCUACAACGAGGGUCUUGUAAGAUUCGCUACCAGUCGCUACGCGGAUCCCAACGUGAACAAUACUACGAAUGUGUUCAUGCAUCUGACGAACUACGCUCUCAACAAACACAGCCGGACAUAUGUAUAUGACUCGGAGGCCGGCAGCAAACGCAAGAUAUCAACUUUGAACAAGAUCCUGCUGUCACAAGGAGUGGACCUGGACCGUCUGUGGCACUCCAUAGAUCAAGUCAUAGUGAAGACUAUAAUAUCAGCGUGGCCCAUACUAAAACACAGCUACCACGCUUGCUUCCCCUCGCACGAUAUGGUACAUGCUUGCUUCGAAAUAUUGGGCUUCGAUAUUUUACUGGAUCAUAAACUUCAUCCUUUUAUUCUUGAAGUGAAUCAUUCGCCAAGCUUCCACACAGACACUCAGCUGGAUCGUGAAGUUAAAGAGGGACUGUUGACGGACACACUCACCAUGCUCAAUAUAUGGCAGUGUGAUAAGAAGAGGGUACUAGAAGAAGACCGGAAGAGGAUACGAGACAGACUGCUGCAGACGAACAAGUUUGCGGAAUACGCUCCGACAGAAGAAAAGGAGCCGGAAAAAAGUCCCUGGCAGACUCAGAUACAGUGGGAAGAAACACACCUCGGGAACUUUAGGCGCGUGUAUCCUGUGGGCGAGCAGUACGCCAGUCUGUUCCAACAGCCCUCGGGCUCAUUAUACACGGGCACGGCCUCCUCGCGGGCCAGGGGAGACUGCGCAAGGUUACAGCGAGAGGAGUUCCAGCAAACAAAAGCAAAAGCAGAAGCUCUAAAGAAACCAUCGCAACCGAAGGCUAAAGAAGAAGAACAGAAACCUAAAGAGAAGAAAGAGAAAGAAAAAGAGGGAGAAGGAGGUAGUAUGAACACCAGCGUUACAACUGAUAAGGGAAAAAUAAAAGCAAAGGAACAGAAGAAGAAGGAAGAUAAGCCGAAACUUGCUUCCAAACCGUCUUUAAUGCAACAAACGGUUCCACCGAUAGAUGAAAAAGAAAAGGAGCCGAAACCGGCUUACGUGAUGUGCUCGUAUGAACCAGACGCUAUCGUUGAGAGAGAAGAAAGGGAGAGACUCAAUCUAUUGGCUCAAAGGGAUUUCCUCAUACGCAGCUAUGGGAUGUUGGAACAGAUAUAUUUGGUAAUGAAAAAAAUGGGUACUCUACGACCGGAAGAUGAAAGAAAAUAUGGAGUUUAUGGACGUCUAUCAGUCGUGUCUAAUUCACCUAAGAAAGUGUGA
Danaus chrysippus (African queen) is the source of this 2067-nucleotide messenger RNA. The record is from the annotation of a GenBank genome assembly. NCBI's taxonomy places the organism in Eukaryota, Metazoa, Arthropoda, Insecta, Lepidoptera, Nymphalidae.